Messenger RNA from Bufo gargarizans (Asiatic toad), 2804 nucleotides. Its product is annotated as zinc finger protein OZF-like. Bases 19 to 2103 code for a protein of 694 amino acids. NCBI's taxonomy places the organism in Eukaryota, Metazoa, Chordata, Amphibia, Anura, Bufonidae. The record is from RefSeq and is a predicted model, not a curated record. The transcript has 3 exons.
GAUCUGUACAAAGAGGCCAUGAUGGAGGAGCACCAGCCUCUUAUAUCACAGGAAAAUCCCAGUAAGAAAUAUGAAAAUGUCAUGUUACCACUAGAUGAAGAUAUCAUGCAGCGCUCUUCAGGAGAAAACCUCAUUACCCUUAAUGUACAUCCAGGACUUCACAGUACAGAUCUGUCAAAAAAUCCUCCUAAUUAUGAGGUACCUUCUCCUGACCAAUCACAGAUUGUUACCGCAAGUACAAGUCAGAAAAGGAUUAAAGGGUUUCAUUGUGGUGAGAAAGAAUCCACAAACAGCUCAGGACUUUCUACACACCAAAGACAUCACAAAGGAGAGAAAAUGUAUUCGUGUUCACAAUGUGGGAAAUGUUUCACAUGGAAAUCAAUUCUUGUUAUACAUGAGAGAAGACACACAGGAGAGAAGCCAUAUUCAUGUUUAGAAUGUGGGAAAUGUUUUAGACACAAAUCACAUCUUGUUACACAUAAGAGAAGUCACACAGGAGAGAAGCCAUAUUCAUGUUCAGAAUGUGGGAAAUGUUUUACACAGAAAUCAAAUCUUGUUAAACACCAGAGAUUUCAUACCGGAGAGAAACCAUAUUCAUGUUCAGAAUGUGGGAAAUGUUUUACACAGAAAGCCAAUCUUAUUAAGCAUGAGAUAAUUCACACUGGGGAAAAGCCAUAUUCAUGUUCACAAUGUGGGAAAUGUUUUGCGCAAAAAUCAGAUCUUGUUAGACAUGAGAGAAUUCACACUGGGGAAAAGCUGUAUUCAUGUUCACAAUGUGGGAAAUGUUUUGUGCAAAAAUCAGAUCUUGUUAGACAUGAGAGAAGACACACAGGAGAGAAACCAUAUUCAUGUUCAGAAUGUGGGAAAUGUUUUGCUCAAAAAUCACAUCUUGUUAAACAUGAGAUAGUUCACACUGGGGAAAAGCCGUAUUCAUGUUCAGAAUGUGGGAAAUGUUUUACGGAAAAAUCAGGUCUUGUUAAACAUGAAAGGCGUCACACAGGAGAGAAGCUGUAUUCGUGUUCAGAAUGUGGGAGACGUUUUUCAGAUAAAUCAAAUCUUCUAAAACAUAAGAAAAGACACACAGGAGAUAAGUCAUAUUUAUGUUCAGAAUGUGGGAAAUGUUUUAUAUAUGAAUCACAUCUUAUUAGACAUGAGAGAAUUCACACAGGAGAGAAGCCAUAUUCAUGUUCAGAAUGUGGGAAAAUGUUUUCACGAAAAUCAGAUCUUGUUACCCAUGAGAGAGGUCACACAGGAGAGAAACCAUAUUCAUGUUCAGAAUGUGGGAAAUGUUUUACACAAAAAUCUAGUCUUGUUAAACAUCAGAGAUUUCAUACAGGAGAGAAGCCAUAUUCAUGUUCAGAAUGUGGGAAAUGUUUUACACAAAAAUCAAAUCUUCUUACACAUGAGAGACGUCACAAAGGAGAGAAGCUAUUUUCAUGUUCCGAAUGUGGGAAAUGUUUUUUGCAAAAAUCAGAUCUUAAUACACAUGAGAGAAUUCACACAGGAGAGAAGCCAUACUCAUGUUCAGAAUGUGGAAAACAUUUUACCCAGAAAUCAGCUCUUGGUAAACAUCAAAGAAGUCACUCCGGGGAGAAGCCAUAUUCAUGCUCAGAAUGCGGAAAACAUUUUACAUGUAAAGCACAUCUUGUCAUACAUGAGCGAAGUCACACAGGAGAGAAGCCGUAUUCUUGUUCAGAGUGUAGGGAAUGCUUUACAGAGAAAUCAAGUCUUGUUAUACAUAAGAGAAGUCAUACAGGAGAGAAGCCAUAUUCAUGUUCAGAAUGUGGGAAGUGUUUUACAAAUAAAUCAAAUCUUGUUAGACAUAAAAGAAGUCACACAGGAGAGAAGCCAUAUUCAUGCUCAGAAUGUGGAAAAUGGUUUACGCGGAAAUCAUACCUUGUUAAACAUCAGAGAGUUCACACAGGGGAGAAAUCACAUUCUUGUGCAGAAUGUGGGAAAUGGUUUGGACAAAAAUCAGAUCUUGUUAGACAUGAGAGAGGUCACAGAGGAGAGAAACCAUAUUCAUGUUCAGAAUGUGGGAAAUGUUUUACACGGAAAUCACAUCUUAUUAAACAUCAGGGGGUUCACAGAGGAGAGGUAUAGUGUUCAUGUUCAGAAGGUGGGAAAUGUUUUAGACUAAAAUCAGAUCUUGUUACACAUGAGAGAAUUCACACAUGAAAGAAGCAGAUUUCUCAUCUUUAGGCUACAUGCACCUUGUGCUGUCCGAAUCAGUAUGUCCAUUUCGUAGCCCCGCAAAAAAAAUAGAGCAUGUCCUAUUCUUGUCCGUUUUAGGCAUUGUUACAAUCUAUACGAAUGUCAUCUUUUUAUUUUUUUUUGCGCACCGCAAAACACAUAUGGUCAUGUGCAUGUAGCCUUAAGAUAUUCGGUUUAGAGAGAAAUAAAUAUCUAAAACUGGUUUUGCGUCUGAUUCAGCCGAAUCUCCCACACAACUAGCAUUGGGUAGUCUUAUUUCCUAAUUUUAGAUUCGCUUUUCUCUAAUUAGAUUAUUUAUGGACCUUAAACGGCCAGUAAGAAGGUUUAUUUCUUGGGUAGGAUUAUCCUGGAUCUCUCCAACGACCAAACUAUAUACCGAGUCAACUGUUACCGGAAUCCAUAGAAACAAAGUAUUGUCCCUAUGAACCUUGCUUCUCAUCCCUGUAUUCAUACCUCCACCCACACUGCGGGAGAAUCCAGAGUGACAUGGGGGAAAAUAACAACACUCCAUAUAAUUGUUUUAUGGUGUAUGUGGACAUAUUAAUAUUUUAUCUUCAUUCAAACAGUAUUUAAUGAUAAAAUAAAAUCUU